AUGGACUUAGCAAUCCUGGCAAGCUUGGAGGAAAGUUGUACGUGUCUUAUUUGCUUAGAUCUCUUCAAAGACCCAGUGACCAUUAGUUGUGGGGAUAACUUUUGUCGCUCAUGCCUCAUUUCUUUCUGGAAAGAUCAAAGGGGCAUCUACCUCUGCCCUAUCUGUCCCAGUUAUUUCACACAGAAGCGCUUCAGCAGGAACUUCCAGAUCUGUAACCUUGUUGAUAUCUUUAAGCAAAUGCAGCAGAGGAAUCGGAUCAGAGUGAGGUGGCUUAGAAUGUCUGAUAUAUGUCGGAAGCACAAUAAGGCUCGGAUCCUUUUCUGUAUGGAUGAUCUAAACAUGUUCUGUAUCCAGUGCCAAUUGUCUGGUAAACACAAGAUGCACUUCAUCUGCCCUGUUUGGAAAGCCGCCCCUCAUCAUAGGAGACUUCUAGAAGGCAACAGGGAGCUUUUGGAGGGCAGGCUGAAAAAAGCUGAACAAGUACUGAAAAUGCAGCACACAAGAGUUCUUGAACUGAGGAAGAGGUUUGACUGUAAAAAACAUGAGAUACGUUUUGAAUUUGAGCGAGUCAAACUGUUCCUGCAGAAUGAGUAUGAGGCACUGCUAAAUGAGAAGCACAUUGAUGAGCUGGUGGGUUUAUCAAAGCUGCAGGAAUAUCUUGGGACACUAUCAGACCAUAAGCACACAUUAGAACAUAUGUUGGAAGAAGCAGAGGCCAAGCUUGCAGAGUCAGAUGUCACACUUCUUACAAGCAUUCUGAAAGUCGACCACAGAUUUGAAAACCUGAGAUGCCCCAAACACUGGUCAUUUAGUACAAAGGAAUAUGUUCUUGGUCUCCCGCCACAGUAUUCUGGCUUGGACAGAAUCACCAAGCGAUUUCAAAUAGAUGUGACUUUUGAUCUUGACACAGCACACCCUCAGCUUGUUGUUUCUGAGGACAGAAAAUCUGUGCUUUAUAAAGAAUCAAGGAAAAGUGUUUGUGCUAGCCCUCAGAGAUUUCACAACUGGCCUGCUCUCCUAGGAUGUAAAGGAUUUCAUUCGGGUCGUUGUUACUGGGAGGUGAAAGUGGGAAACAAGCCCAUGUGGACAUUGGGUGUGUGUCAAGAUUGCCUUCCUGGGAACUGGAGUGGGCAACCCUCAGUUGCUGAGGGCUUAUGGGCAGUUGGGAGACACAGUGAGAAUGGCUAUGUCACCUAUGGGCCUGAAAGAAUGGAGAUUCUGCCAGUGGUGCAGCCCAGCAGGAUUGGCAUUUUUUUGGAUUAUGAAUUGGGUGAGCUCUCCUUCUACAAUAUGAAUGACAGGUCUCUCCUCUACACUUUCAGGAAUUCCUUUACCAGCACAAUUUGGCCUUAUUUCUGCACAGGAACAGAUUCUGAACCUCUUAAAAUCUUAACCCACACCACGUCUGCAUAA
Molecule: messenger RNA, 1413 nt
Organism: Cricetulus griseus (Chinese hamster)
Lineage: Eukaryota; Metazoa; Chordata; Mammalia; Rodentia; Cricetidae
Source: RefSeq, a predicted model, not a curated record